AUGGCGCUUGCUAGACGCUGUACGCUCUUUCUUCUCCUCGUUCUUGGUUUAGCCUACAUUGCAAAGGCAGCCAUUGCUCCCACGGCCACAGCAGGCCCCAAGUGCAAGAACGCGUUCCCUCAGAGGCCUCUGUGCAAGUUCGUGGACAGCUUGACCACGCGCGUGAUUCCCACUCUCGAUGGCACCAAGCCGCUCACAAUCGGCUCCUAUCAAAUAUACCAGAAAUUCCAUCGCGAUCUGCCGGCGACGAAGCAGUACGCGUACGGCACGAGUCAGAAGACGGCGUCGUACCCCGGCCCCACCAUCGUGGCCAAGGUGGGCAUCGACACGACGGUGACGUGGGAGAACCAUCUGCUCGACAACACGCACAUGUUCACCGUCGACCCCACGCUCAUGGGCUACAAGUACCCCAAGCGGGGCAUCCCCAUGGUUGCUCACAGGCACGGCGGUAGUCAGCAGAGCUUCUACGACGGGCACCCUUUCGCGUGGAUCACACAGUACGGCGAGAAAGGCCCCACGUACGCGACGAACGUGUACAAGUACGUGAACGACGAGGCGUCCACCAUCUGGUACCACGACCACAUGGCCGGCUUGACGCGCCUCAACGUCGCUGCCGGCCUGGCGGGGCUGUACAUUAUCACGGACCCCGAGGUUGAGUCCAAGUUCACCUGGCUGCCGCCCGCCUCCCGCACCGUGCCGCUCGCCAUCGCGGAUCGCCUCUUCUUCGCGAACGGGUCGGUGAACUACCCGAACGUGGGGAUCGUGCCGAACGUGCAUCCCAACUGGAUUCCCGAGUACCUCGGCGACACCAACAUGGUUAACGGCGUGGUUUGGCCGUACCUCAAGGUCCGGCCUGCGAUGUACCGGUUCAAGAUGCUGGGUGCGGCGAACGCGCGUUUCUACAAUCUGCAGUUCGUUUGCGCGCAGCGCGGCGACUACCCCAACUUCGUGCCACCGCUCAGGGGCAAGAUUACCACCGACGGCGGUUACUUGCCAAAGCCGGUGUACUCCAAGUCACUGCUGCUGGUUCCCGGUGCUCGCCAGGAUGUGCUCGUUGAUUUCUCCAACCUGCCCGACACGUGCAAGGACGUGAUUCUCCAAAAUCUUGCUGCCGCGCCCUUCCCCGCUGGUGUGACGGCUGACCGCGACACGGGGCUUGUAAUGCGCUUCGUGAUCACCAAUCGCAAGCGCUUUCCCGCGCCGAAGAUCCCCAGCUCCAUCUCGUACUUGCCUCCAAUCAACUACAAGAACAUCCAGAAGGUUCGCUGGCACCGCCUGGUGGAGGAGAUGGAUCCCAAGACGAACCUGCCCGUCCGCGUCACCAUCGACAACCUCGGGUUUGCCGACCCCAUCAGGGACUACCCCAAGCAGGGCACGAACGAGCUGUGGCAUAUCAUUAACUUGUCGGCCGACGCGCACCCCAUGCACUUCCAUCUCGUGGACCACCGCCCCGUGUCGCGCCGCCCCUUUGACGUCGCGGCGUUCCAGGCUGGCAAGUGCGCGUUCCGCGGCAAGAAGCUGCCCACCUGCUGGACUGGACCGAGGGUUCGGAUCGAUCCCACUGAGGACGGUUUGAAGGACACCACAACCGCGUACCCCGGUCAGGUGCUGACGCUGUGGUUCGGCUGGCACGAUGGCAAUGGCAAGCCUUUCCCGUUUGACGUGACCGUUGGCCCGGGCUACGUGUACCAUUGCCACAUGCUGGAUCACGAGGAUAAUGACAUGAUGCGGCCGUUCAAGAAGGUGACUAAUGUUAAGAAGCAGCGUCGCCAGGAACAGAAAGACUCAAAGAAGCCGUCAGCUGCAGGAAAAUCCGCAGGUGGGAAAGGGUCGAUCGGCCAAUCCGUGUUUUCUUCGCUGGAGGAUGAAUCUAAGCAGAGGAGAGCGAGGAUCGAAGCUCGCGCAGCAGCUGCUGCAGCAGCUGAGCGGGAAGCGGAGCGUGCAGAGUACGACGCUGACGAUGACGAUGAUGAUGAUGAGGAGAGGGAAGCCAAGGCCCCAGCAGCAGCAGAGCCUAAGAAGCCUAAGAAACCUAAGAAGCCCAAAGUUACCGUUCUGGAGGCUGCGACAGCGAUCAAAGUGGACGAAUUGUCCGCGUUCCUUGUCGAGAUCUCGGAAUCCUUCGCAGGCAUGCCGGAUGUGCAGCUGAUGCGUUGUGCGGAUUUCUUCGCACGAGCCUUCAGCGCGGUGCUUCCAUCGCAGCUCAACAUCCCCAAGAUCAUCCGAGAUUCCAGCUUGGCCAAAGCCCUUGACUUACCUUGGAAUGACAUUCCCGAGGAGGUUCGCACAACCGCCUCUGAAUGGCUGGCGGAGCGGCCUGCGGACGCGCUGGCGAAGUUUCUGGUUACCCUAGUGCGAUCGGCGCUCGAGGAUGUGCUUCCAGUCGGCAAGGUGGCCAAGGGAACCGCCGCACAGCCGCUGACGCCGCCCAAGGCCAAGGUGGGCAUGCUGGUGCUGCUGGUGCUGCUGCUGCGGCGACGGCCGGACGUGAUGCUACAGGCGGCCGACUCCAUCCGCACGGACCCUGGCUGCCUCGGCCAGGACAGGCUGCCCGUGCUCGCCUGGAUGUACGGCCAGGUGGCAGUGGUGGAUCUGGUAUCGGGCAUGGCGCUGCUGGUCAGCAACCUCAUGCCCUUCACAUCGGGCAAGCAGGGCUCGCCUGUGGGCCGCGACGUCACUCUCACCUACUUCCAAACCGUGCUGCUGCGCGGCAACGAGCGCAAGGCGAGGGCGGUGCUGCUGAACGGGGCGUUCCGCAAGGGCGAGCGGCUGGUGCCCUACUCCACGCUCGACCAGUUCCUGCGCCUCGCCUUCCCCCCCGCCUCUGCCCGCACCAAGGCCACCGACCGCUUCACUGCACUCUACCCGCUUCUUAAGGAUAUCACGCUCGCAGGCUCGGGCCGAACCAAGUCCACCAAGGCUGUUGCCACGAUGCUGCUUCCGCUGAUGUUCCGAGCCGCAGGGGAAGAGCCUGAAGCGCUCGCCCAGGAGGCGAGCAGCCUCUUCGUAUGGUGCUUGGCAGAGAACCCUGACUGCUACCUGCAAUGGGAGCGGCAUCAUGCAGAGGACCAUGCCACGAGCACACUCCUGCUGACCUAUGUGCUGCGCUCAUGGCCCACUGUCAAGACGCAGCUCGCGCCCUUUGACCCUCUGCGCAAGUUCCUUGCCUCCAUUCGCAAGAAGCACAUUGCGGCAUUGGAGGAGUUGGAUGAGGGCCAAAUAGCGCGGAAAAAGGACAUCCAAAGCGCCGACGCAACAGCGAGGAAGCUGCAAGGGAAGGUGGCUGCAGGGGGGAGCUGCGUGGUGGUGUCGGCUGCUCUGGUGGCCGUUGCAGCAGCAGCAGCGUAUGCAGCCUUCAACUUGCCACCUCAAGGCGAGUUUAACCUGGAUAUUGAUGCCGUGCUGGCAUUGCUCAAGGGUAAUUAA
This is a messenger RNA of Closterium sp. Naga37s-1, 3426 nucleotides long. Lineage: Eukaryota; Viridiplantae; Streptophyta; Zygnematophyceae; Desmidiales; Closteriaceae. The record is from the annotation of a GenBank genome assembly.